Molecule: messenger RNA, 2369 nt
Organism: Nylanderia fulva
Lineage: Eukaryota; Metazoa; Arthropoda; Insecta; Hymenoptera; Formicidae
Product: ADP-dependent glucokinase
Biological process (GO): glucose metabolic process
Cellular component (GO): endoplasmic reticulum
Molecular function (GO): ADP-specific glucokinase activity
Source: RefSeq, a predicted model, not a curated record
ACUGAGCAUGGUCAGUUGAUCAGUCGUGCGUGAACUGUCGCUGCGCGUGGGUGUCUUUUUGUAUGCAAUAUGGGGUACAAGAGAGGGUUAAGAUUCGGGACCUUUUUCACCGUGCUGAUCGUCCUCGCGGCGAUUUAUUAUCGUAACAACGAAAACGUCUUGCAGAAACGACUCCUAACUCUCUUGCACGGUCUCGAGAGACUCGAAAACAAACACGUCAUUACUAGAACGCCGAAAGUUGCCGUAGGUUAUGGCGUGUGCACCGACGUCUUCAUCGACGCGAAACACCUGCUCAAGUACUCGGACGAAGUCGGUCGGCCUGAACACUUCGACGAGAUCAACACCGAGCUCGAACUGCUCAAGAGCUUCGCUUAUUACUUUCGCUAUGGAGCAGCGGCCGAACGCUACAUGGCGAACAGAACAUUAUUCGAUGAGCUGGUGUCGAAGGCGCGUUCGUUUCCUUCAUCAUACUCGACAAUCGGAGGAAAUGCAGCAGUUAUGGCGAUGCGAUUCGCACGAGAGGGAUGUGAUGUGACCCUUGCAGCUAAACUGACCAGGUCCUUGCAUCAGAUGAUUCCACAGGUGAUAAAUGUUGUAGGCGGCGAGGUAAAACGUGACGACAUUCACCUCAUCUUGGAAUAUAAGCAUGGCGAGGUAUGGGGUCCUUAUUCUAGUGCAAGAGCAAACAGAUAUAUUAUCCACAACGACUUGAUUAAUCCAAUGAUCAGCUCAUUCGAUGCCUUUGACAAAGUUUUGAGGACUUAUGAUCCCGAUUUAUUAGUAGUCAGUGGCCUCCAAAUGAUGGAUAAUUAUCCAUUUCAAGAAGACAAACGAAAGAAUCUUUUGCUGAACGUCAAGAAACAAAUGUUGGAACGGUCGAGUUCUACUAGAAUUCACUUUGAGAUGGCUUCGUUCGCCGAGGAUAAAUUACUCUUCGAGCUGUGUGAUCUGGUGGUUCCGUUCGCCGAUAGUUUAGGGAUGAACGAGCAGGAGAUAGCGAAUCUGUACAAUACUAUGUAUUAUGGCAAUAUUUCAUUGGUCGCGGACUCGACUCCGAGAGUCGCGACGGUGUUGGAUCAGAUGAGAACGUUAUUCAAGCUCAUACGCUUAAGAGGCAAGUCGAUCGCGAACGCUAGAGAGCUCACGAGGAUUCAUGUGCAUACAUUAGCGUAUCAAGCUAUAUUUACUGUCAAGAAUUCCAUCUGGAAAUACACAAUGGCAGCUGCAGCCAAAGCGUCGUUGACUGCACAUAGACAUGUAUGCGCAUCAAGUAACGUUGAUGUCAAGAAAGCGAUGCUGAUAAUGGACGAUAGUUUCUCGACGUCAAUUGUUGAUGGUACGCGAAUACCAUUGAACGUCGACAAACCAGUGUCCUGUUGGGACGAGAUACUGAAAACGGAGCAGGAGGAUAUUCCUAUUCAAGUGUGCGUCGCACCUGUAUUGGUUUGCACAGAAGCUAGUCAGACAGCUGGUGGUGGAGACAAUAUUUCCAGCGCAGGCCUAGUACUUCAGAUCUAAAAUCCAUCGAUGCAACGUAAUCGUUUAAGUAUAUACCGUAUUACGAAUCAUAUUCCUCCUUUCCCAUCGCGCGAAUUGAAAUCCUAAUUCGUUUGACGCUCAUUCCACGCUAGUUUUUACAUUCCACUCGACUGGAAAUUAGAGACUGGACACACACACACACACAUAUACGAUUUUGUUACACAUUAUUGAAGGAUUUGAAGCACUAUUUAAUUCUAUGCACUUGUAUGCAUUUUAUCGUAUUAUAAUAUUCUGCCUAUUACGAUUGACAACGAUUUUGGUACUAAUGCCUACGAACAUUAUUGUUACUCUCGCAUUUGUAAAUUAAUUUUAAUCGAAAGAGAAGUUUAUAUAUGUAUAUUACACUACUGUUCAAUAUUAUAUAAGCUAAUUGCAGUGCGUUGUGGUAGAUUAAAUGUUUUCAUAAAAAUGUAAUUAAGACGAUCGUGAAAAUUAUGUUGAAAUUUUUGAAAGUACUAAAAAAAUUCGGAAUAGAAAUAGAUAUUGAUUAAUUUAAUAGCAUGUGACAUGUAUUUCGAUAGCAAUAGUUCAACAAUUACGCAUCAAUAGAGAUUCUUAGAUACGAUAUAUACGACUUUAAAAAAAACGAAGGCAAUGUGAUAUUAUUUUAAGGAAUUGUAAGACUAAAGUAAGUCUCUAAAAAAAAAAAGAAGAGAGUAACGAAGAAAGACAAAGUGAUUAUUAUUUAUAAAAAGAAUGAUUUCGGAAAAUGUCAUAUCUACGAAUUUUCAUUCCAAUAUUUAAGUCUCUACUAGCGAAUUCAGUCUGCACUAGUGCAUAUUAAAAGCUGUACUGAAAUAUCUAUAUUCAAUAUAAAUAUGAAUGAUAAA